Cornus florida is the source of this 648-nucleotide messenger RNA. RefSeq names its product agamous-like MADS-box protein AGL62. Gene Ontology annotation, molecular function: protein dimerization activity; RNA polymerase II cis-regulatory region sequence-specific DNA binding; DNA-binding transcription factor activity, RNA polymerase II-specific. The transcript has a single exon. The record is from RefSeq and is a predicted model, not a curated record. The coding region runs from base 1 to 648 and encodes 215 amino acids. Gene Ontology annotation, biological process: positive regulation of transcription by RNA polymerase II. NCBI's taxonomy places the organism in Eukaryota, Viridiplantae, Streptophyta, Magnoliopsida, Cornales, Cornaceae.
AUGGCAAGAAGAAGCAAGGGUCGCCAAAAGAUAAGCAUGUCCAAGAUGGAGAAUGAGAGUAACCUACAAGUCACCUUCUCCAAGCGCCGCUCCGGCCUCUUCAAGAAGGCCAGUGAACUCAGCACUCUCUGUGGUGUCGAAAUCGCCAUCGUUGUCUUCUCUCCAGGCAAGAAGGUCUUCUCUUUCGGCCAUCCUUGUGUUGAGUCCAUCGUCGAAAGGUUCCUCACCCGAAACCCUCCACCAAACACUGGCACUUACCCUCUCAUCGAGGCUCACCGGAAUGCAAGUGUCCGCGAGCUCAACAUGCAACUCACACAGGUGCAAAACAUGGUAGAAACCGAGAAGAAGCUUGGCGAAAGCUUUAACAUGACAAGGAAGGCUAGUCAGAGCCAGUGUAAUUGGUGGGAAGGUCCUAUUGAUGAUCUUAACUUGAAACAGCUUGAGCAGUUGAAGGCUGCCAUGGAAGAUCUCAAGAAGAAUGUGGACAAGCUUGUGCUUGAGGCUCGGAAUCCUUUGCCUUAUACCGCCGCGUCCACGAGUUCUUUCGGACGAGUUGGUGUUCCAUCAUCUGAUGCUAGGGUUUCUGGUUUGAGUGGUACCAUGAUGUCUUAUGGAUUUAAUCAUGUCAAUAAUCGUGGGUUUUUUUGA